Molecule: messenger RNA, 3035 nt
Organism: Acinonyx jubatus (cheetah)
Lineage: Eukaryota; Metazoa; Chordata; Mammalia; Carnivora; Felidae
Gene: CTBS
Product: chitobiase
Exons: 7
Coding region: 1354-2484 (376 amino acids)
Biological process (GO): chitin catabolic process; carbohydrate metabolic process
Cellular component (GO): extracellular region
Molecular function (GO): chitinase activity; chitin binding
Source: RefSeq, a predicted model, not a curated record
GAAGCAGGCUCCAGGCUCUGAGCUGUCAGCACAGAGCCCGACACGGGACUCAAACUCACGAACCGUGAGAUCAUAACCGGAGCCGAAGUUGGACGCUUAACUGACUGAGUCACCCCAAGCAAAACUAUCUUCUAAAAUAGGAUGUCCUUGGACAUUAUUACUACCUCACAAGGAGGUGCCUGUGCCAUUAUCAAGCCAAAAUGUUCUGAGCUCAUACCUUAUGAGUAUGCUAAUGUAGAUCUUUAUCGAAUCACAUGAGGACACAGGUGAAAAUGCCCUGAGUGAUCCAACCCCAGGCUAGAAGAUUGAAUAAAUCAAUGGCUUGGAUCCUAGGGCUCUUAACAGAAAGAGGUGUCACUAAUUUGGGGAAUUACUGUCUUAAUCUGUGUUUUCUCUAACAGGUGCCUGUAUUGUUGCUGUGGCAUCCUCCUCCGAUGCAGCAGAUAGCCAUCAAAAGAGCCACCUCCACGUUAAUGAAACCCCUUGCUGACCAUUCAGGCAUGUGAGAUUGUAAGAGCCUGUUACUGAGGGUGGCACAUUGGGGAAUGUCAUCAAAAAGACAUGCCCGCCCGCCCGUUGACCUGUGAGCACACUGAGGCUCCUCACCCGCGCCCCUGUCCUUGGAAUACAGGUUCCGCUUGCCUUUCCUGCUCCCAGAGGCUGCUCCAAGGACAUAAACUUGAGGUGGUGAUGUGGUGGUAAAAACAUCUGCACGGUAUUAUGUGCCUGAGCCCAGUUAGGGCCUCUUGAUAAGCUUUUUAAGAUGUGGAGGGCAGCCACAGGGAUCCAUUCGUCUUGCUGCUGUCCAAGACGAGCCUCAUAUGUAAGUUCCCUUUGCUGUUUUGUUAAAACUGCCACCUACCAACCUGGUUGGAGUGGCUGCCUCUGUCUUUGGUCUCUCCCCGCCCUCUGUGCAUGGGGGCCAGUUUCAGAGCACCCCAGGAGAGCUCCCUAACCCGCACCAUUCCAACCAUGUUGCUCAGUCAUCUCUUUCAAAGCCCCCUGCUUCUCAUUUGGGGGACUGCUUCCACGUUUAUACUCCACGAGGAGUACAAAGGCCACGACACAAAGACAGGUGUAGAGUGCUGAGGGGGUGUCUGUGAGUUUGAGGGAGUGAUGAUAUUUACUUGAUUGAGUCAGCAGGUCUGCUGGGGGCAUGAGGCACUGGCUUGCCAGGGGAGGUGUUCACCGCGGUCUUUCUCCUUCACCCGACCUUCAUGUCCCCAGUGGCCCAGACUGCUCAGCCCCUCCCACGCCAUCACCUCUGCCCUGAGGCAGGGUCCGCCUUGCUGAGAGGCUGGACCUGAGCCACCAGUUGGAGGAAGGUACUCCUGCCGGGCAGUGACUGCCGUCAUGGCCCUGCUGCUGCUCUCUCGCCUGUGCCUCCUCGCCCGCUGGCCACGUGGCAUUCCUGGGCUCGCUCUGCUGCCGCUGCUGGUGCUGCCACUCUGGGCAGGGGCCCACUGCCCUUGCCAGGAUCCAGCGUUGUGCCAACCCCUCCGCCACCACCCUGACUUCGAGGUCUUUGUGUUUGAUGUUGGAUAUAAAACUUGGAAAUUUUAUGACUGGUCACAGAUUACAACUGUAGUAAUUUUUGGAAAAUAUGAUCCAGAACUUAUGUGCUAUGCUCAUUCACAUGGAGCCAGAGUAGUGCUAAAAGGAGAUAUACCCUUAAAAGAUAUAAUUGAUCCUACUUUCAGAGCAUCCUGGAUAGCUCAAAAAGUUAAGUUGGCCAAAGCACAAUAUAUGGACGGAAUGAAUAUAGACAUAGAGCAAGAAGCUAAUUGUUUUUCACCUGAAUAUUAUGCAUUAACUGCUUUAGUCAAAGAAGCCACAGACUCUUUCCAUCGUGAAAUUAAGGGAUCACAGGUAACCUUUGAUGUAACUUGGUCUCCAAAGUGCAAAGACAGGUGCUAUAAUUACACUGGAAUUGCAGAUGCUUGUGACUUUCUCUUUGUGAUGUCUUACGAUGAACAAAGUCCGGCCUUGUCAGAAUGUAUUGCAGCAGCCAAUGCUCCCUAUAAGGAAACAUUAACUGGGUAUGAUGACUACAUCAAGAUCGGCAUUAACCCUGAGAAACUUGUAAUGGGUAUCCCCUGGUAUGGUUAUGACUAUACCUGUCUAAAGCUAUUAGAGGAUCGUGUUUGUACCAUUCCAAAAGUCCCUUCCUGGAGGGCCUCUUGUGGUAUUGCUUCAGGAAAGCAGGUGCCCUAUAAAAUAAUUAUGAAGCACGUAAAUAGUUCUGGAAGCCACUGGGAUAAAAAUCAGCAGGCCUCUUACUAUAACUAUAAAGAUUCUUCUGGCCAUUUGCAUCAAGUGUGGUAUGAUAACCCUCAGAGCAUUUCUUUAAAGGCAGCAUACAUACAAAAGCAUGGCUUACGAGGCAUUGGCAUGUGGCACGCAAAUUGUCUUGACUACUCUGGAGAUGCUGUAGCCAAACAGCAAACCGAAGAAAUGUGGAAAGUCUUAAACCCAAAGCUGUGACAGAUGAGCAUCUUUUGUCAAACUAAGAUUUAGAAAAAUGAUCUGUAUAAACAGAUCCGUUUCUUGAAAAAAUGAAAAUGUAUACAUUUUUGUCAUAUAAUUUAGUUAUAUUUAAAAGCAAUUAAAAGCAGAUAAAUGCUUUGGUUAUCUAAAAACAAAGGUAAGAAGUCAACUUGCUAUAUUUAUUCUUCUGUGUUUAAUACUAUAAUUAGGAAAAAUUGUUUUCAGAAUUUUAUUGCUGAUUUUUAAAAUAUGUAUAAUUUGAAUUGGAAAUUAUUUGCUUAGACUAGAUUUUUUAAAACCUAGUCUUUGAGAAGCAGUUAGCUCUGUACUUUUUGUUCCAAAAAUUUUUCUGCUUCCUGAUUUCAUAUAGUACUCAAAUUCUCUGAAAGCCUCCAGAGGAAAAAAUAAAAUAUAAGUCAUAUUUGGAAUUAGUAUGUUAGAACUACCUAAUAUUUUUUACCUAAAUUAUUUUUAUGAGGUUAUAGCAGAAACUUUCAGGAAAAACUUAGUGUUGAACAUGAUUCUAUUAAUAUUCCUUCAUUUAUGAA